Asterias rubens (European starfish) is the source of this 669-nucleotide messenger RNA. Its product is annotated as LDL receptor repeat-containing protein egg-1-like. The record is from RefSeq and is a predicted model, not a curated record. Lineage: Eukaryota; Metazoa; Echinodermata; Asteroidea; Forcipulatida; Asteriidae. Bases 130 to 567 code for a protein of 145 amino acids. The transcript is spliced from 4 exons. Gene Ontology annotation, molecular function: protein binding.
UGGCAUUCACUGCUGUAUACUUUUUCACCUGGUACGGUAGUCUAGUUGCAGACACACAUAGCCAGCUGACGUAGCAAUUUGAAGAUCUUCGUUUCGACUUGACUGUUGACUACUAAUUAAUCUACAAAGAUGGAGAUGUCCCGGAUGUUGCUGAUCUGCGCCAUGGUGGUUGCCUGUGUGUACGCAGGGCAGAAGAAGGGCAUGUCGGUAAAGAACAAUGAUUUGUGCGACAAAUACACCGACACUUCUGACUACGCGUCUUGCGGGGUACAGGACGAUAAUGGCAACGAACUGUGCUAUCUCAACACAAAGGACCACGUCAAGUGCGACAGCGUAAAAGAUUGCCCAAACUUUGCCGAUGAGAAGGGUUGCAAAAAGGAGCACAUGGAAUACUGCGCCAGUGGAUUCGAAGGCAAGGACUUGGAGGUUUACCACUGUGCUAACUUCACCACGGCUGAUGGAUUCCCGGAGGGUGACUCAAUGUGUAUCUCCACGCUACAGUUAUGCGACGGUGAAUCCGACUGCCCUCAACGAGACGACGAAGCAAACUGCCCAAACAACAAAUAAAUCCCCAUUUCCCCGAUGACGUCACAUUAAAGGAAAACGUUGCCUUGGAUCGGACGAGUUGGUCUGUAAAAAGCGUUUGUAACCGUCUUUUAUAAGAAUGCA